AUGCUCCUGAAGUGUCAGUAGAAACCUGUGGCAAGUGUUUCUGUGAAGGAGGAACCUGCUCAAAUCUCGGGACCAUCUAAGCCGCCGUUGAGUAGUCCGCAAAGGUUACCGGAAGUUUUGCAAAACACCACCACUCCUGGAAGAUUGCCAGCUAAGAAGGAGUUGUUGAGCAGAGCUAGGCAAGGCGUGCCGUUAGAGAUGCGAUCGCCUCCAGCGCAUACAAGUAUAGCUGCCUCAUCGUUACUUUCACGUUAUUCUGUGGAUGAUUACGAAUCUGAUGGAUCUGCGUCACCGGAACUUGGCGUUGAUGAUGUGAUACCUCAAGCGCCACCGCCUUCCAACGCCAUACCAAAAGUUCCAACAUCAGUCUCCGUUCCAACUUCGAAUGCGACUUCCAUCACCCCUGCCACAUCGUCACAGAUAUCUGGAACUUCGACGCCUGUACCUAAACGUGUAGCUGUUCCUCCACCGCCGCAGAAGUCAACUCCGCAGCGGUCUUCCCUGCCUAUACCACCGCCGCUGCCUCAGAAAAAGGAGAAGGUGCUCGAUGCUCCUGAAAGAACUGCAUCACCAGUAGUCAAGCAGGAAAACGUGAAACCUGCUGUACCUAGGCCUACUCCUGUUUCCCCUCUCAAGCCAGCUGUUCCUAAGCGUGAAACUUCCUCGGAGCCCGGCCUGGUCGAAAAGUCUGAGAAUAGUAGAGAAAUAAAAAAUUGUAUUGAGGAGAAUGAUAAGACUGCGGUGGUGAAUAGCGUCAAGCCUCCACCGAUUCGUUUGAAAUUGAAAUUUGAUGGAGCUAAAGCGUACAUUGAGAACAACGAGAAUAGUGAUAAGGAUGGUGAAAGAAAACAAAGGAAGCACAAGAAAAAGAAAAAAGAACGGGACAAGUUGCAUAAAGAUGCGCACGAUCGGAUCAAAAUGAAGCAUCAUACGAAGGGCAGUAAAAAGCAUAAAAUAAAAGACAAACUUAUCUCUUCGCCUCAGGAGCUUGUUGCUGUAACAAAAAAUGGAAAGCGCUUGAAAGUAAAGUUUGGGCUAGGUGGAAGCGACUCACGUUGUACGACUCCGGGAAAACUUCCGCUAUCAACAGAGGAGUCAGAUGUGCAUCUUUCCAAAGAACUUCCGGAGCAGCAACCAUCGUCCUCGAAAACUGCAGCACACGCACCGGCCGAGCCGCUAAAAAUUCCAAGACUACGGAUACGGAUAGGAGACUCUCCUGCUUUGGUUAUUGCGCCGGUUAAAGAAGAGCCACCUCAAACUGCACACAAAUCUCAUCAUCAUCACCACCACCACCGUCACUCGCGGCCAACUUCGGCAGAUGGAUUAGUGAAACCAGUGAAAACGGUCACAGUACCGGUCAACUCGAACCCUCUUUCUGUCGAAUUUUCAGAUGACUCUGACACGGAAGCAGAACGUAUACGAUCGGCUACGGAUGAGGCUUUGCGCGGACUGGCCAACAUGACCGACAUGCACCAAUCAAAUAACUCACUGCUACCUUGGUCAACUCACCCAGCGCCGUGA
Molecule: messenger RNA, 1521 nt
Organism: Cylicostephanus goldi
Lineage: Eukaryota; Metazoa; Nematoda; Chromadorea; Rhabditida; Strongylidae
Source: the annotation of a GenBank genome assembly